GCAUUCGGUCACCUGGCGGGCGGGAGGCCGCGCGUCGGCCCCGCUCGGGACGUUCCAAGUUGCAUCUUGGGCUGCGCCGCCGCCGCAGGGGCCUCUUCUCGGUCCCGCCGCCGUUCUCGGGCGCUCUUCUGCCUCACCGCAGCGUCGGACCCGGAAUGCAGCGGUGCAUUCUCAUUGGCUGGCUCUCCCGUGCCUCUUCGGCGCCUCGACGCGCUGAUAGGCGCAGCGUCCCGUCAGUCUGGCGCCCCGCCGUUGCCACGGUGAGGGCGCGGGCUGGGGCGGGCGGCUCGCCAUGGCCGGCGUGGAGCUGUUCUCGCAUCCCGCGCUCCUCACGCGCUACCGGGCCGGGCUCUGCUCCGCCGCGGCGCUGGCGCUGCUGCUCAUCGCGGUGCUCACGUACGUGCCGCCGCUGCUGCUGGCCUACCGGAGCCACGGUUUCUGGCUGAAGCAGAGCGCGUACCGGGAGCAGCCCACGGUGCGGUUCCGGUACGAGGUGCUCUUCGUGGCCACCCUCGGCCCGGGCCCGGGCAGCCUCUUGGCGUGGAGCACCUUCCCGGCGUUCAACAGGCUCCAGGAGGGGCGGCUGCGAGUCCCGCUCCUGUCGACUAGAGAAGAAGACAAAAAUCAAGAUGGCAAAAUGGAUCAGUUGCAUUUUAAAUUGGAACUUCCACUACAACCUACAGAGCACGUCGUUGGCGUUCAGCUGAUUCUACUCUUUUCCUACCACCUUUAUAGAAUGUCAACGUUUGUAAUGCAGAGCAUGGCUUUUCUUCAGUUUUUUUCUCCGGUGCCAGGGUCUCAGCUCUUUAUGAAUGGAGACCUGAAGUUGAACCAGAGGCAGUUACUUCACCAUUGUGGACUGGAUACCAGAUACAAUGUGUCUGUGGUCAAUGGCACAAGUCCUUUUGCGAGUGACUAUGAUCUAACAAACAUAAUUGCAGCAUAUUGGGAUAGAAAUGUGACAACAGUCUUUUCAGAUCCCAACCCUGUUUGGAUGACUGGAAGAGCAACAGAUGCACCAUUUAUCAUUAAUGCCACUAUUCGUUACCCAGUGGAAGUUAUCUUAUAUCAGCCAGGAUUUUGGGAAAUGAUGAAAUUUGCCUGGAUUCAGUAUGUCAGCAUUCUCCUUAUCUUUCUUUGGGUGUUUGGUAGGAUUAAAAUGUUUGUAUUCCAGAACCAGGUGUUGACUACAAUUCCAAUAGCGCCAGUUCUGCCAGUGUCUCCAGUACUGACCUACAAACAGCACCAGUCCUGAGGAGAUGCCUGAGAACACUAUAAAAUAAAUGCAAUUCAAAACCAGAUACCUGCUUUUAUUCUGUAAACACUUUUUACUUCAGAAGAACAGAACUUUGUAAGUAUGUUCCAUACAUGCUUCCUUUUUAAAAUACAUGUUCAUUCAUCUGUUUUUUCUGGGAACACUGAGGCUGAAAAUUUUAACGUUUUUGACAGUUUUAAAGAAGAACCUAGUUAUUUUUGUCUGCAACUGAAACACACUUCAAAAACGGUAGAAAGCAAUAAGGCUGCUUGUUGCAUUAUCUUAGUUUUGCUAAACAUUGAAGACUGGAAAUAAUAUGCUAACAGUAAUGACAUAAGCCAUUUUUACUGUAUUGUGAAUUAAUUCACCUCUGAGCUAGAGUUCUGUCAAGAGCUUUUUGUUUAUUCAUUUACGAGCAUUAUGAAAGGAAAAAGGCAAUGUGAAAAAAUGUGUGGAUAAGUUAGUGUCGGAGCCACACUUCUGUAACUGUGACUAUUCAUGCUAACUGAUUUAGUUAUUUAAUAGGAUGAUGGAUAAAUUCAAGGUUGAUGUGAGAAACCGGGUUGUGGGUGAUACUGUCCGCAAGGUUUGCGCCAUCAUUUACUACUGUAGCACGAGACCGUUAAUUGUGAGUUUGGAAUAGUAGAACAGGGAAGCCUAGUAUUUGUUUAAAGAAAACGAAAAAAAAGAACUACCAGAGAAGCUUCAGAGUUCCAAAGCAAGUGAAUAAUUACUUUUGGAAUUUAAAUUAUAAUUUAGAACAGAUAAAAAUUAAGUCAGUUAUACCCACCUGGUGAGCACUGAAAGGCUAUGUCCCUUCAUCUUGAUGGGAGGUGGUGGCAGGGAAGAUUAUGUAAUUUUAUUUUCUCUUUCUGGGUUUACUUCUUAUGCCAGAUAAGCUUAAAAGGGAAAACAAUUAAGUUUCAAUUGUUUUCAGUUUUGUAGUUGAGAUUUCAUUCUAACAAAGCGGCGUUAUGGCAGGAGGGUCUAAAACAAUUCUAGAUGCUGGAUAACAGAAUUCUGAGUGUCUUAGUUCUCUUGAGCUGUUAGGAUGUGGUGCGGCUAUGAAAUGUGAAAAAGCAACCUGUACAGCAGUACCCCAUCUUUUGUCCAUGGUCCUCUAGAAUUCAACAUCCUGGCAGUUUGGAGGUCUGCCUUUUCCUUCUUCUUUUCUCCUUCUCAAAAUGGCCAGUUUAUAUGUGCUGGAUGGACUCCAGCCUGUUCUUGAGUGAAAUACUAAUGUGGGGAGCCAUGUCUUGGUUAUUCAACACAUUUUUGUGCUUGUGAAACUUAUUUACUUACAUGUGAGUUGUAAGUUAUUGCAAGGAGCAUUUGCUGUAUACACAUACAUAUAUUUUGUUGUUGUUGUUUCAA
Messenger RNA from Columba livia (rock pigeon), 2629 nucleotides. It is a transcript of the gene TMEM231, whose product is annotated as transmembrane protein 231. Gene Ontology annotation, biological process: cilium assembly; regulation of protein localization. The coding region runs from base 293 to 1255 and encodes 320 amino acids. Lineage: Eukaryota; Metazoa; Chordata; Aves; Columbiformes; Columbidae. The record is from RefSeq and is a predicted model, not a curated record. The transcript is spliced from 7 exons. Gene Ontology annotation, cellular component: ciliary membrane; ciliary transition zone.